UUUCCGUCUGGCGGCAGCCAUCAGACGUGAGCCGUCAUGGGUGCGUACAAGUACAUCCAGGAGCUGUGGAGGAAGAAGCAGUCCGACGUGAUGCGCUUCCUGCUGCGGGUCCGCUGCUGGCAGUACCGCCAGCUCUCGGCGCUGCAUCGGGCGCCGCGCCCCACGCGACCCGACAAGGCGCGCAGGCUGGGCUACAAGGCCAAGCAAGGUUAUGUCAUAUACAGGAUUCGUGUGCGCCGUGGUGGUCGCAAACGCCCAGUCCCUAAGGGUGCAACCUACGGCAAACCUGUACACCACGGUGUUAACCAGCUGAAGUUUGCCCGAAGUCUUCAGUCUGUCGCUGAGGAAAGAGCUGGACGCCACUGUGGAGCUCUGAGAGUCCUGAAUUCUUACUGGGUUGGUGAGGAUUCCACAUACAAAUUCUUUGAGGUUAUCCUCAUUGAUCCAUUCCAUAAAGCUAUCAGAAGAAAUCCGGACACCCAGUGGAUCACCAAGCCAGUCCACAAGCACAGGGAGAUGCGCGGGCUGACUUCUGCAGGCCGCAAGAGUCGUGGCCUUGGGAAGGGCCACAAGUUCCACCACACCAUCGGUGGUUCUCGCCGUGCAGCCUGGAGAAGGCGCAAUACCCUCCAGCUCCACCGCUACCGCUAAUAGAGGGAUGUUUGUAAAACCCACACCUAAUAAACAAUUUAGGACAGUUA
Molecule: messenger RNA, 701 nt
Organism: Jaculus jaculus (lesser Egyptian jerboa)
Lineage: Eukaryota; Metazoa; Chordata; Mammalia; Rodentia; Dipodidae
Gene: Rpl15
Product: ribosomal protein L15
Exons: 4
Coding region: 37-651 (204 amino acids)
Biological process (GO): cytoplasmic translation
Cellular component (GO): cytosolic large ribosomal subunit; ribosome
Molecular function (GO): structural constituent of ribosome; RNA binding
Source: RefSeq, a predicted model, not a curated record